Molecule: messenger RNA, 5835 nt
Organism: Porites lobata
Lineage: Eukaryota; Metazoa; Cnidaria; Anthozoa; Scleractinia; Poritidae
Source: the annotation of a GenBank genome assembly
AACAUUUUUUCUUUUGUCUUAGGUGCAAAAUACAAGGAUGACUGUCCUGCGGAAAACAUGAUCCCAAUUUACUUAAUAGUGGCCGGAGCAGCUGGUCUGUUCAGUACUUGUUGCGCCGGCGGAGUAAGAUACACAAGUCAGGAAGAUGAUCAGCAAACCGUGAACCCGUUCAGCGGUCUCAUCCAACUCUUUCUGUUCGCUUGGUUCAUUGCUGGAAAUGUGUGGAUAUACAGUAACUACGAACCUAACUACACCGACCCCAGUAGCCCAGAUUUCUGCAACAAAACGCUGUAUCUAUUUGCCUUCUGGGUUACUAAUUCGUAUUAUAUCUUGUUUGGUUUCGUGUUAGGAAUUAUGUGUUUAAUAGGCAUGGGAGUAGCUUGUGCUAGCCAAAGUGAGGUCUAAAAUCGAAUUUAAAUAAACGAAUAGGCCCUUUCAGGCUUUGUUUAACUUUCAAACAACCUUUCCAUACAUUUGUCGAUAACAACCUAUUGAAUAAAUAUAACAUCAGUAGACUAUUUUUUCUUAAUCUAGAGAUGGGCCAGUUACAGCGACUGAAAAGCCAUCGACACAGCUGGAAAGAACGUUUUAAGUCAGAAAAGCUGAUAAUUAACAAAGAAAGUUGCGAAAUUUUGCUGCUAAUUGUAUAGUGGGCUCAAUUUUGUAACCCUACCAUAAACCAUAAAAUCUUACUUAAAAGACAUUGCUUGCAACAAUGUGUGCAAAUAAAUAAUAAAAAGCUUGCUAACAUGCAAACCACAAAGUCAUUUUCUACACUUCAACAGAUUUUAUUAAAUACGUUAUUCCAUUUCCCAGAAAUUGAGCAAUUAUGGGUUUUUUGGCCGUCAACAGGCUGGACCUCCAAAACAAUAACAUCUCGUUAAUUUUCAAGCGUGAUCCGUUCAGUAGGAUACUUUUCGAUAACGACAAUUGAACUUGAUAAAAACGGCGCUCGUUUUGAGGUGAUGCAUCGUUCUUGGGUUGAUACCUUUCCAAUUUACAAACCCCGUGUAGGUUUGGGUUAAAGGAAUUUCACUGAAAACGAAAAACUGAAAAUGGUACGCUGAGAAGACACGUGCUUACUGUUAAUGAAUGGUAAACUAUGGCUGUAUGAUUGAUGUUCAACAAAACUGCUGUGAAUGCGUUUCGAACCUAUUCACCUACAGUAAUAAAAUUUCGAUUUUCAUAAUUCUACAAAGUGAUUUGCUGAUAUAAAAUCAAGUACUAGAAUUCUCUAAUUCUUAUUUAAACUAACUUUUAAACUAAUACACGCGCAAGGAGUUUCAAAAAGAUGAUUUGGAUUGAAAUGAGUUUUCUAUUUAAGGCUUAUCUCACCAACAUGGUUCUUUGAUGAAUUGAAAUAUUUCUGCUCUACUCCCUUUUUGCGUGUGCUUGGCUUGCCUCGUGUUUCUGGGGAUUUGCUUCAUUAGUUUUCUUUGGCGUGCCAGUUCGCUUUAUAACUUUUUUAAAAUCUUAACGCGGAAGUAACAAAUCAAUAUAUUUUGCUUAGUCAUUCAAGACAUGCACUGUUAGAUGCAACCUUGACGUAGCCAUCGAUAAUUUUAGUUUUAAAGCUCGGUCAUUGUUAUUCAGUCACAGUUGUGACUCAUUCAAAGUUAACGCUUUUUAUCGGAACCAUAUUCCAGGACGACCGUGUUUCAUUGCUGCAAGUAAGUAAAUAAGCAAGUAAGUAAGUAAGUCAGCCAGUCAGACUUCAAGUAAAACUCUUCACGAACCGCCUUGCCACCUUGUUUAUAUUCUAUUCCAUUCUGAAAUCAGUGGUGAUCCUUUCAAUCUUAUUGGCUCUCAGCGAUUUAUUCAAGAAUAGCAAUAUUUUUUGCUCUAACUCGCAUCAUGUUUGUUCUAAAUGGUAUCAUCUUUCAUUAUCUCGUUUGUGUGGGAUGGAAACGUAUAUAUUUAUAAAAACUACGAGCCUAACUACACUGAACUCAGCAGUUCGGAUUUGUGCCACAAAACGCUGUAUCUAUUUGCUUUCUGGGUUACUAAUUCGUUAGCCUGAGUAUCAGGCGUUUCUGGGGAAAAGGGGAAAGAUGGAAGCAAAAAAGGGAGAGAGCUGAAGGAGAAAAACUUCCUUUCUCUUCUCCCCUCCCCACUCCCCCAUCUAAAAUCUCCUCUCCCCUAGCCCCUUAGGAAGGCCUGAUACUCAGCUACUAAUUCGUGUUAUAUCUUGUUUGGUGUCGUGUUAGUUAUUGGGUGUGUGACGGGUAUUGCAAUUUCAAAAGAAAUGCCCUGCUGGGAGGAAAAAAGUUAAACCAUCCAGGCCCUGUCCACACUAAUGCGUUUUAGAAAUUAUGCAUUUUCGUUGUCAUCGAAACUGAACGCAUCGAUCGAUUCGCGUCCACACUACCACGCUACACACUAAAGGUCUUACUGCUAGCGCCAGAGGGUUCUUAAAGCACAGUAGGCAAAAGAAUGGCGGCUGUAGUUAUUAACUCUCUAUAUACCGUAGCAAAGUAACGAGCAAUAAACGUGGUAAUCUUUUAGGGUUUUUAUUAUUUUCCCACGAAAACCGGCAGCUGAUCUGAUCUCUUUUCUAAUUAAUAACUAAAGGUUUAUUUGUGCGCUGGGUGAAGCGUUGUGGUUGUCAAUUUAAUGUUACAGAAAUGUCGACGCGGAUAUCUUUAUAAUGCACGUGUGACUAAGCACAAAUAGAUCGUUUUCGAGUCAAUAUUUUGGUUAAAAUUUAAAGAGAUUUAUGCCGUGAACUCUAAACCAUUUGAACAGAGUUAGCGGACAUAUGGAUAUUAAAAAGUAAUGAUAAACACAUUUUACUCUUUAGCUUACACUGUGGCUUAAAAUAAUCGAAGAACUCAACAGAAAACAACAAUAUACUGCGAUGUUGAGGCAACCCUUGAUAUAGCCUACGUGUUUCCUCAACCCCCCCAACCGUUUUUGCUUUGUUGUGGGGGAGGAAGCGGCUACACGUAGGAUACCACUGAUAUUAAACCUGACUGACUUUUCUUUAUAGUAAAAAUUGAGUUCUCCGACUUCAUUGAUUGCUCCUGUCUGUUCUGGGCCAGCUUCUGAAUGUUUCCCCAGGUGUGCUGUAGGGUCUUGAGCUCCCUUUCCACAGUCCGUCGCCAGGUGUUCUUGACUCGUCCCCGCUUGCGUUUUCCUUCUGGAAUGAUUCCUGAUUAAGUAAAAUUACUUCCAUCACUGACGUGGACAUUGCGGCUAACCGCACAUGACGUGAAUGACUAAACAAAAUAAUGUUUUUAGAGUUACUUCCGUGUUAGUUAGGAGCAAACAAACAAGUUUAAAGCGAAAUCUGGCACACCAAAGACAAAUAACAAAGCGAAUCCCUGAUCAAAACACCACUGAUCGAGUUUGACCAAUGACAUAGGAAUAGACUCAUUUUGUCAUUUAGUGACACUGACACAGAGGUAAGCCUUCGAUUGAAAUCGUUUUUCAAUCCAUUUAUUUGCCGCGUUAUUAAAUCAUCUUUUUAAAGCUUUUUGGUGAUGCUGUUGACUUUUGAAGAUCGUCUCUUUUUCAAUGCAAAGAAUUAACUGCUCAGUUUGAAUAGGAGCUCCGGGUUUCCUGUUCGUGAUUCAUUACCGACUAAAUCAUGCCGCUAUAGAAUAAACUCGAAAUUAUUGUCAUCCUGCAAGCAAGGAGCACGUGAAUUCCUCGUCCAUUCUACUGCAAGUGCAACUUUCAUGGCGGUUAAUCCGACUCUAUCGUUAACUUGGCAGCCGUUGACCAUGUAUUUCUUAAAGGCUUUUUUCCGAUUUGUCGCAGGUAUACCAAGAGAAAACUGUAUAUCCAAAUUAAACAAAUCAGCAGAGAUGGGAUCGGUCGGAGCCCAAGCAGAGUCUUGCAUGUGGAUUUUGGCGUUUCUACGUAAGUCUUUUUUUCGUUUAAACUCUUCUUCUUAAUCGGUGUGAGGUUUAGCAGAGACAGAAUGCUUUUUUCCACGGCUUCGGCCGGAAACGUUCAGUAUGUAAGAACAAGUUUUUAAGUCUGACGAAAUAAUGUUAGAAAGCGACGUAAAGAACCCUAAUGCAAAGGCCUUUCAAUCUGUUGUUAAUGAAGUGGCAUUUUUCUUUUUACAGUUUUGAUUUCAUCUGUCCUGACGUUUCCACUUCAGAUAGCCAUGAUAGUUAUGGGUAAGUUUAUGAACAGCCCUGGAUUGAUUCCUCGGUCAAUACAUCAAGGCCUCGGUCUGAGGUUUCCCUGUAAUGACCGAACGGACGAGGUGGUUUAUAAUAAGGAUAUAAUAAACUUUCCGGACACCUCUAUAAGGGACCAGUCAUAAUUUAAGUUGGAGGGGGGAGUGGAGGAGAAAUUGUUUUUUACUCCAAAUUUUUUGGCAGACCCCCACUAAUAGCACCCAUGUUUUUUAGGUACCCCCUUCAAUCAUGUUAAAAGAUUUAAGGGCCCCCCUUUCUUAUACAUAAUACCCAAAUGGUAAUAACAAAUAACAUUUUCUUUACUUUACCGUUCUUACUCACUGUCACUUCCGAAUGUGCCAACUAACAACAGAGAAGCACUUCACACUAAACUGAGAAAGAGAUUUCACCUAGAGCCUCUCAAACAGCUUAUAAAGCAAGGAUAUAUCAGUGAUUGUGUUAUAAUUGAGAUAAGACAAGCCAUCGAAAGGUGAGAGGCCGACAGGACCGCUUCAAGGAAGAAAGAAGAUAAUCAGCCAAAGCUUACUGCUUUUUAUAUGAGCAGUACAUGCUCUAAUAGCGAAAAACUUGACGGUGACACAGACAGUGAGUCCGCAUCAACCUCAUCUACAAAUAAUGAUUCGGAUAGUGAGAUUGCAUAACAUGACUUUAUUCAUGUAAUCAUUUGUUAAAAUGGCGAUGAAAUUGUUUCAGUGUUACACAAUAAUGGAUGUUGUGUUGAUGCACCUACUAUUUGAGCAUGCUGAUUAAAUUGUUUUAGUAUUACACAAUAUAGGACUUUGUGUAAAACUGAAUCAAAAUCAGGUCCUUUAAUACUCAAACAUCAUGCUGCUCAGUAGGGAUGCUACUUAAAAGAAACUUGAAGACCCCCCAAGGUCAUCUUUUGGCAUUUUAAGGCCCCCCAUGUUCCAUCCAAAAAAAUUGAAGGCCCCCAAUUUCUCCUCCACCCUCCCCCCCCCCCCCCCCCCUCCAACUUAAAUUAUGACUGGUCCCUAACAGCAGUGAACAUGGUAAUGUAAGUGCCACUUCGUGGAAUUACCAUUAAACCAUUAUUACUAUUAACCGUUACGAUUUAGAAAUACACAUACAAGAAAACAUUAAUGAUAGAACCCGACGUUUAGGGGACUUCCUGACUCCACUGAUUUCCAAGGUACAGUACAGGUAAAUUAUUAAUUGACACUUUAAGUGACGGCUGGCUACUUUUGAUCUAACAGCAGUAAAAUCCCGAAAAUCCUCCGGCAGUGUUACUAAUGAUCGUGUUCUUUUUUCAGGUGCAAAAUACAAGGACGAGUGUCCUGUGGAAAACAUGAUCCCAAUUUACUUAAUAGUGGCUGGGUCAAUUGGUCUAUUGAGCACUUCCUGCGCAUGCGCAGUCGAAUACAGAGAAGACAGAGAAGACAGAGUUGUAACGAUUCCCCCGCAGCCUGUGAGCCCGUACUGGCAAGUAAUCAAACAGUUGCGUUCACUCGUCUUACUGCUUCUGUUUGCUUGGUUCAUUGCUGGCAACGUAUGGAUUUAUAAAAAUUACGAACCUAACUACACCGAUCCUAAGAGCCCGUAUUUCUGCCACAAAACGCUGUAUCUAUUUGCUUUCUGGGUCAUUAAUUCGUAUUAUAUCUUGUUUGGUGGCGUGUUUGUUAUCGUGUGUGUGACGUACAUUAUUUCUUGCUUUUUUUCCUGA